AAUAAUUAAAAAAUGCUCUUAGAAAUGUUAGGUUAUAUUUAUAUUAUUUAAUUUGAAAUUAUUUCUAUAUUUAGCUAAAUAUUAAAUUAUUAUUAUAUGCUUCUAUAAUGUCGUUAUUACGAACAUUUGUGAAAGACCAAAUCUUCCUAUGUGCUCAACGUCUAACUAUUUCCACAAUAAGAUCCGCCUCCUCUGAAAUAAUAUCUGACGAAGAUGCUCCUGUAGAAAUGGAGAAUCCAUUUAAAAAGGAGAGGCGACAAUGCAUAUUAUGCAAGUUGAAGAUCACGCCAGACUACAAAAAUUACCGUCUUUUGUCACAGUUCCAGAGCCCAUAUACUGGUAGAAUCUAUGGUCGACAUAUAACUGGUCUUUGCAAAUCUAAGCAGGAAAAAUUGGAAACAGAAAUAACAAAAGCACAAAACUGUGGCUUUAUGCCCUAUUAUUACAAAGAUAAGACAUUUUUGAAAGAUCCAAAACUAUUUGAUCCUGAAAAUCCAAUAAGAUCACACAGAUUUUAGUACUUAUUUGAUAUUAAUUGAGUAGUGAAUAUUUCUGUAAGUUCAUAGAAUUAAUAAAUGUUUUG
Messenger RNA from Achroia grisella, 583 nucleotides. RefSeq names its product small ribosomal subunit protein bS18m (gene mRpS18C). The transcript is spliced from 2 exons. The record is from RefSeq and is a predicted model, not a curated record. Bases 108 to 518 code for a protein of 136 amino acids. NCBI's taxonomy places the organism in Eukaryota, Metazoa, Arthropoda, Insecta, Lepidoptera, Pyralidae. Gene Ontology annotation, cellular component: ribosome; mitochondrial small ribosomal subunit. Gene Ontology annotation, molecular function: structural constituent of ribosome; small ribosomal subunit rRNA binding. Gene Ontology annotation, biological process: mitochondrial translation.